Messenger RNA from Poecilia latipinna (sailfin molly), 1341 nucleotides. Its product is annotated as centrosomal protein of 162 kDa-like. The record is from RefSeq and is a predicted model, not a curated record. Bases 101 to 763 code for a protein of 220 amino acids. NCBI's taxonomy places the organism in Eukaryota, Metazoa, Chordata, Actinopteri, Cyprinodontiformes, Poeciliidae. Gene Ontology annotation, cellular component: centriole; axonemal microtubule; centriolar satellite. Gene Ontology annotation, biological process: cilium assembly. The transcript is spliced from 4 exons.
UGCGUAUACUUUCACCUGUAAAAUAUGUCGCUGCACCUUUUUGUAUAUGUACACUUAAUACACGAGGCUCCAGAUCACCACUGUGAUUAAACAUAGUUGAAUGGGAUUUUGCAGGCUGAAAGAAGAAUUUGCAGAGCAGCUCUCCUGUGUGAAGGCUGAACACCUCAGGGUGUUGGAGCGUCUGCAAGCCACCCAUGCCCUGGAGCACUCAUCCUCCAAGGUGGCAGAACUGAGCAAUAAGCUCAACAGCCAGGAGGUAGCAAUGAAACACCUGCAGCAGCAGCUGAAGGAGCUGCAGGAAUGUAAAGAGGCUCUCUCCAUCUCCAGGCGCAGAGAAGAAGUUCUGCAGAAGCAGUUAACCAGGUUGCUGCAGGAGCUGAAGGAAGCUAAAGAAGCUCAGAGCUCUGAGGUGAAACUUCUUUGCAGUCUGGAGAGGAAGAUCAUUAGCAUGGAGCUCAGACAUGAGCAUAGAGAGAAGGAGCUGCAGCAGGUUGUUGCCGAAACGUUUCAGAUGUCAACGGCUGACCUGCAGUCAGAAGUGGAGCGGUGGCGGCGCCUGGCUCAGGACAAGAACAGAGAACUGGACGCUUUCCGCUCAGAGCUGGACUCCAUACUGGACAUCCUGAGACAUCUGCAGAAACACGGCGCGAACCAUGGAAACUUCACCUUGCAGAGUUUGCAUUGUAAUGUUAGCCAGAACAUAGAAGACACUGUUCUGUUCUCAGCUGAACAGAGACAGGCAUUUUCAGGUUUUAGUAUCUAAUUUAAUAUGUAUUAAAAAAAAAAAAAACAUCAUAUAUAAUGCGCACGUGUAUGCAGCCUGUUGCGGUUACUCCUCUCAUUGUUUGAUUUUAAAAAAAAAAUAUUUUAAAUAUUUUUCAAUUAUUUUAUUUCACCACUUUAUUUUACUUUAGUCAACAAUGUUGACUAAAAAAGUCAUCUUUUUUUCUUCAUUGUUGAGAUACUUUUUAUACUCUGCUGAGCGCAACAAGUUGGCCAUUGCUUACACCAGGGAUCAGCUGAUUGGGCUGAAACCAGCAGCCCAAUCAGCUGAUCGGUAGCAGUAUGGUAGCACUGUUUGUGCUACUGUAAAUCCGUGGCACUGCCAAAGGCUGGAUUUCAGCCUGAUUUAGUCAUUUCUUCAUUUUGUCUCUUGUUGUAAACCUCCUCGCAGAAGUGUGCACUACAGAUCACCAUUUUAGUAGACUGUUGGUGGUGAAUUAUCACCAACAGUUUUUCUGUGCUGAAAAUUGUUCAAUACCAUGUCUUCAAUACAAUUAGACAUAUCCUUGUCUAAUAAGUGCUUAAUAAGUAAAAGAUCUAAAUUAAACUAACACUCCA